AUGAUGUUUUGGUCCCCUGUUGCAGCAGCCACCUUGUCAAGCUAUACAUCAAGAAAUAAGCUAAGGAAACUGCCCAGUAUGUUUUGGAGAAAGAACAAAAUUUCGUUGAAGAUAGAAGAUAGAAGAAAGAUUAAAGAAGUGGUCAACAAAUCCACCAUUAAAUUUAGAAAAAGAAAAAGUAAAGGAGGAGAAAUAUAA
Molecule: messenger RNA, 198 nt
Organism: Ilex paraguariensis (yerba mate)
Lineage: Eukaryota; Viridiplantae; Streptophyta; Magnoliopsida; Aquifoliales; Aquifoliaceae
Source: the annotation of a GenBank genome assembly